AUGAGGCUUUCUUUGGCAUUUCUCCUAUUUUCCCUAAUUUUACUAAUCAACACAAUUAAUUCAAAACCACAUCCAAACGGCCUUCCAAUGGUACGGCGAGAUGGGAAUGGGGGUGAUUUGGAUGAUUUAUUAACUGAAUUUAGAGCAAAAGGGAGUAGAAUGAGAUUUGGAAAACGUUCCUCUCCUUCCUCCUCUCCUCGUUUUUCGUCAUCCAGUGCUGAUGUUGAUUUUAUUGAGGCACCAAUUUAUUACAUUCCUGACCGUUUUAUGUGGUUUCAAUAAAAGAGAAAAUAUUAACAAAAACAAAAUAUUUAAUUUUUAUUUUUUAAAAUUU
Molecule: messenger RNA, 334 nt
Organism: Meloidogyne enterolobii
Lineage: Eukaryota; Metazoa; Nematoda; Chromadorea; Rhabditida; Meloidogynidae
Source: the annotation of a GenBank genome assembly